Molecule: messenger RNA, 414 nt
Organism: Soboliphyme baturini
Lineage: Eukaryota; Metazoa; Nematoda; Enoplea; Dioctophymatida; Soboliphymatidae
Source: the annotation of a GenBank genome assembly
AUGCUGCUGAAAUGGGCUUUCUUAGACGAGUCGCUGGCCUUACACAUCUGGACAUGGUCCGGAAUACUGGCAUCCGGAAGAGCCUUGGAAUACAGCCUUUGCUUCUCCAGAUUGAAAAGUCACAGCUGCGAUGAUUUAGCCGUGGUUGCCAAUGCCUCCAGAAAGGGAGGCUACGCAAUUGUUCCUUGCAAAUCCGACCGGCAACAGGCCCAGAGAACGGCCAAGAUUAACCUGGUGCAAACAUAUGGAAGGAGUCUCUUCCAGACUCCAUUUGUCUUUUGCCGAAGCUCAGACUCUGACACAGAAUCGGGAACGUUGGAAGCUCUACCUGACGUGUCUGCCUCCGCGACCCGAAAGGAGAAGCGGCGGUGGAAGAUGAAGAAUAAGGCAUUCCAAAUUAUCCUAAUGCAGUAA